Messenger RNA from Penicilliopsis zonata CBS 506.65, 2157 nucleotides. RefSeq lists its product as hypothetical. The record is from RefSeq and is a predicted model, not a curated record. Gene Ontology annotation, cellular component: nucleus. Lineage: Eukaryota; Fungi; Ascomycota; Eurotiomycetes; Eurotiales; Aspergillaceae. Gene Ontology annotation, biological process: regulation of transcription by RNA polymerase II; DNA-templated transcription. The coding region runs from base 453 to 2039 and encodes 528 amino acids. Gene Ontology annotation, molecular function: RNA polymerase II cis-regulatory region sequence-specific DNA binding; DNA-binding transcription activator activity, RNA polymerase II-specific; zinc ion binding. The transcript has a single exon.
AGGCUCGAUUCUAUUCAGAAAUACUCUGUGAUGUCUGAGAAAGAACGUCGCCGUCGCCAACGGCCACAGCUCUCCUGCGUGCUAUGUCGCAAACGCAAAGUCAAAUGCAACCGCGAGCUGCCCUGCGACCAAUGCUACAAGCUCUCCAGAGGUCGCGGCUGCGUGUAUCCUGACUUCGCUGGUUCUUCCGUAUCCAAGGACCAGGAUAAAGAGCCGGCUGUGGAAUCGCCGAGCCCCAGCUUGGAGGCGGAGAGCGACUGCCGUCAGACCGCGCAUGUCAAUAGUAGUAAUGACGGUCAAGAACCACAGCACACAAUAGCCACCUGCGAAAAGUAUGCGGCCUUUGGGUUGAACCAUUUCCGAGGAACAAGUCACUGGCAGACAAUUCUACCAACGGUACGAUCGACCUGAAGAGGAAGAAAAGCACGCUGACAGAAAAGCUCGAACCCGUCAUGUCGUAUAUCGACAAGGCGACGGUGGCAUCGCCUAAUGGCUACCACACGGGGGUACCCUUCCUGUCGCGACAGACAGAACUCCACCAGCAACGACUGCUACAGAUGAACAGCGAGCUGCUGAGUCUCAGCUCGUCGCGGGACCAUUUCCGGAACCCACGCGACGACCUCCCCCCGAAAGCGAUAUGCGACCAGUCGAUGGCACGCUACUUUGAGACGUUUGGGACAGUCUUCCGCAUCGUAGAGUGGGCAGAGCUGCGCGAGCAGUACGAGAGCUUCUGGACCCUCCCGGACGAACAAAUCCGCUGCGAAAACGCCGUCAUGCUCUGUCUGGUCCUGGCGAUCGGCAACGGCAUGCUGCCCCCCGGACAGGGCCGGCUACCGCGAUCAGACGUCCUCCGCUUGCUGGGCGUCGCCAAGGCGUGGAAGGCAGCCAUCGCCGAGGUCGAGUCGUACAGUCUGUGGCUACUGCGAGUGGAUUUCCUCCUCCUGCUUGCGCGGCUGGUCCACUGCACAGGUCCGCCCAGCGACGCCGUCGCCUCGGCCAACCUCGUGCGCAGCGCGAUGGCAAUAAGCCUACACAAGGAACCCGCGGAAGCCGUGGCAGCGAGUCUCUCCGCACACGACCGCGAACGCCGUCGGCGCAUCUGGUACGCUGUGCUAGAGCUGGACGUGCGGUAUGCGCUCGACGCAGGCAUGCAACCCAUCUACCUGGGCGAGUGGGAGAGUCUGCCCCCGCAACCAGACGAGACGGUUCCGAUGGUGAUAGAAACGGGAGAGGAGGAGAUACAAAAUCCCUGGCUGCUGGAGAAUCUGCGCGUGCAGCAGACGGCGCUCGACCGCUCCCUCCCGCUGCGGAUGAAGAUCGCUCACUGGCUCAACAAGCCCCGGUUCGACGCCGACCAUGCCCUCGCUCAAGACUUGACAAGUCAACUGUCGAAUAUGAUGGCCAGUCCAUCCUCCACCGCUUCUUCUUUCUCUUCUUCCUCUUCUUCUUCUUUCCUUGAAGCAUACGUCAGACUCGUGUACCAACGGACCCUCCUCGCCGUACACUGUCCGUUUGCCCUCACCGAUUCUCACCUUAAAAGCUAUUCACAGAACAUCUGUCUCUCGACUGCCCUAAGCAUCGUCUCUCACUUCUGCUGUGUGGAUGAGAAUUCUCCACAAACAGCAGACCACCCAUUCCCGUACGGGGCCUGCCCCCUCGUCAUCCUCGUACAGACCAAUUCUUCUUUCUUCCAGAACGACAUCCUCCCAGCAGCUCUGUACCUCUGUUCGCAGCUCAUCGGUUCGCUCUCUGCGUCUGUAGCUCUCGAUCCCGCCAAUCUCGUCGCCCAUAUCCCUGCCCUACAGACGAACCUCGUCACGGCCAUCGACGGAUUCGUUGCCCUGGCGGAACGUCGGGUCGCGGCCACGGAUCACUCGGAGGUCGCGUACGUCCUGCCGGCAGCCUCGAUGGCUUAUUAUCGGUGGGAAAGGGGGGUACAGCAUGAUUGCAGCGGUGCUCAGACGGAGACAGUGCAGCAGAUUGUCGAUCGGAUUGCACAGGCGUGUGUUGUCUUGAUGGAGGGGAGGGGGAGUUUGUAGUUUCCUGCUUUGCCUUUUGCUCUGGCAUCUGAUGACAGGGGAAGCCCUAUUAUCUUGCCCUAAUUCCCAAUUGGGAUGCCACGUGCAUAUAGAAAUACACUCAGCACUGAUACUGACA